Acanthochromis polyacanthus (spiny chromis) is the source of this 1269-nucleotide messenger RNA. Its product is annotated as organic solute transporter subunit alpha. Gene Ontology annotation, molecular function: transporter activity. The record is from RefSeq and is a predicted model, not a curated record. Gene Ontology annotation, biological process: transport. NCBI's taxonomy places the organism in Eukaryota, Metazoa, Chordata, Actinopteri, Pomacentridae. The transcript is spliced from 6 exons. The coding region runs from base 1 to 1029 and encodes 342 amino acids.
AUGUACCCGGUGUUUGCCUUGACUUCCCUUAUAGCACUGUAUGUGCCACGUUCCUCCUCGCUGUGCAAUUUCAUUGCUUCACUGUAUCACUCCAUCACCUUGCUGAAAUUCAUGGGACUCAUCACGGACUUCUUUGGAGGUAAAGCUCGUAUGCUGGUGGUUCUGUCUGGACAGCAGGUAUCUCCAGAUCCCUUCCCCUGUUGCUGCUGCUGCUGUCUCCCAAUGGUGGCCAUCAACAGCAGCAGCUGUGCUUGGAUGAUGGCUGCUGUGCUUCAGCUCUCGGUUGUCCGCAGCAUCUUAUUCUUUGUUACUUUGGUCCUGUGGACAGAUGAACAGUACGACUAUGGUGAUGUGGAUUCAGUCAACCCCAACCUGUAUGUGAACGCAAUCAUAGGUGUGUCAACCUUUGUGUCCUUUUAUGGCCACCUCCUAUUUUACAAAGCCACACAGGGUGCUUUACAUGGCCAUGGACUGAGACCCAAAUUUAUCUGCAUCAUUGUGGUGUUGGUGCUGUGUGGCCUGCAGAGUGGCAUCUUGGAGACCAUGGGUGCUCUAGCGGUUAUCCCCUGCACACCGCCAUUCUCUGUCCUAUCCAGAUCCCAGUUGAUCUAUCACUACAGUGUAAUUGUGGAGAUGUUCUGCAUUGGCCUGUAUGCACGUCACACUUUCCGUAAGGUGGAACCCAGCGAGGUGGAGGGGCCUGUCAAUGUCUCGAAGAUGGAAACAGCUGUUCAAACAGAUGAUGUUCAGAUUACACAUCACAAGCCCAGCCUGCUUUCAGAGGAUGCUUUGCACUGCCCCAUCAGUGCCUUCAAUCCCGGUUACACCAGUGACAGUGAGGACAGCCUGUGCAGGAUCGAACAUGCUCCUCUAGAUGGUUUCAACUUCCCUCAGGCCAAAGGUCAGCAUCGAAGCAAGCCAGAACCAGUACAGUCCAAGUCUGCUGAAAAGCCUGGUGUAGAAAUUAGCCAUAUCACCGUCAAGGCUGACAUUAUAUAUGAUGAUUCUAAGGAUGUCACUGUGGUCUGACCAAUGGAAGACAUUUAACAAAAGGCUAAACUUAGUCAGUGAGAAUGCCGGUUUGGUCUGUGUGAGAUCUUGUCUGGAGAACUGCAUAUCCUCUGCUUUGAUAAACUGGGCAAACACUGACACAUGUACUUGCAUAACAUAUGGGAGCUGUGCACUGGCAUAAUUCUCCUUCUGCACAUAGUACAGAUUUACCAAAUUUUUUAAAAAAUCCAGAGACAUGUAUUUGUCAUGUAUUCAUAA